This is a messenger RNA of Oncorhynchus mykiss (rainbow trout), 4185 nucleotides long. NCBI's taxonomy places the organism in Eukaryota, Metazoa, Chordata, Actinopteri, Salmoniformes, Salmonidae. The record is from RefSeq and is a predicted model, not a curated record.
GAGGCUAGAGAGUGUUUUGUUGUUAGAAAGUUCUUUGAAGGUUACUUAUGUUUUCUUGAGGUUUUUAUGGAAAGAUUUCCUAAUGUUCUGAGAACAUGACUUUAAAAAGAACCAUGAGGAAACCUGUAUGAAACGUUUUGCUGAAGUACUGAAAUUCCCCUGAAGAACAUUGUUUCUUAACGUUCUCGGAACUAUUUGAGAACAUUCUCAAUGUGAAACCAGUUGGAGAACGCUCCAAGAACAUUUAAAAAAUGUUGAUGAAAUGUAACCAUGUUUGAACUUUUAGGACAUGUUCUGUUAAAGAAAUGAAAUACCAAAGUUGUGGGAAGGUUGUAUGCAAAAAUAACCAUAGGACAACCACGCUCUUACCAAGCUCUAAGAAACAUAUAGUUCUCAGAAUGUUAUGCACUAGCAAAGGAUCACUAUCCCCGUCUCAAAGGAUCACUAACCCUGUCUCAAAGGAUCACUAACCCUGUCUCAAAGGAUCACUAUCCCCGUCUCAAAGGAUCACUAUCCCUGUCUCAAAGGACCACUAUCCCUGUCUCAAAGGAUCACUAACCCUGUCUCAAAGGAUCACUAACCCUGUCUCAAAGGAUCACUAUCCCCGUCUCAAAGGAUCACUAUCCCCGUCGCAAAGGAUCACUAACCCUGUCUCAAAGGAUCACUAACCCUGUCUCAAAGGAUCACUAUCCCCGUCUCAAAGGAUCACUAACCCUGUCUCAAAGGAUCACUAACCCUGUCUCAAAGGAUCACUAACCCUGUCUCAAAGGAUCACUAACCCUGUCUCAAAGGAUCACUAACCCCGUAGCAAAGGAUCACUAACCCCGUAGCAAAGGAUCACUAUCCCCGUCUCAAAGGACCACUAUCCCUGUCUCAAAGGAUCACUAUCCCCGUCUCAAAGGAUCACUAUCCCUGUCUCAAAGGACCACUAUCCCUGUCUCAAAGGAUCACUAACCCUGUCUCAAAGGAUCACUAACCCCGUCGCAAAGGAUCACUAACCCUGUGUCAAAGGAUCAUAACCCUGUGUCAAAGGAUCACUAACCCUGUGUCAAAGGAUCACUAACCCUGUCUCAAAGGAUCACUAUCCCUGUGUCAAAGGAUCACUAACCCUGUCUCAAAGGAUCACUAACCCUGUGUCAAAGGAUCAUAACCCUGUGUCAAAGGAUCACUAACCCUGUCUCACAGAUGUCAAUUCUCUCAAAAAUGUUCUACAGAAUUGUUUGUUUCUUUAAUGCUAUGUUUAUUAAAUUCACUGGAAUAAUAGAAAACACACAAAAAUACACACACUCAGAGAUACAAAUACGGUUGGCCCAUAUACAGUAAGAAACAUUAUUUUGAGUGGCACCAUAGAAUGUUUCUGACACCUACACCUACCGGUCUACAUUGGUUGUGUGCAAAGCGUGUGAUAGGAGCAUGUUGGUUGAAUGCACCAGGUGUCAAUAGACAACAUCAUUAAGGAAGGGCUUCUCCAGAUUCCCCCUGGAAAGUGAGCUUGUAAAAAUGUCCAGUGCAUCAAGGGAGGUGUGUAAGAAGAUUUGCAUGUUGUUUGCAUUGCUGUUUGCAUGGCAAAGACCAAUGUUUGACUUGGAUCCUGCUAAUAUAGAACUGAACCAUGUACUGACACCUAGUGCAUAGGACAGGGUGGUGUUAAGAGUAGGUAAACAGUGUCACACACAGAUUAGAGAAAGAGGUGAAUAGAGAGAGAUGCAAGGAGAGAAAAAGGGUAAGAGGUCAAACAAGGAGGAGGAAAGAAACUUAAAGGAUUAAGCAAUGGCUGAAAAUAAGAGAGGGUGAUGAAAAGGAUGAAAGGAGAGAAGUAAAGGAAAUGCACUACGGGAGAGUGAACGUGGGAGAAGAUGCAGGGGAGUAAAUAGAACAAUAGACAGGAGAAAGAGAGGGAGAGAUGGCGGGGUAGUGGACAGGCAGACGGAUGGAAAGCUGGACAGACAGACAUAUGGGCAGCUAGGUGUGGCCAAUAGUGCUGAGUGGGGUUGAUCUCUCUCAAUCCUCUUGGCUCGCUGUCUGUGUGUGCCCACCAUCGGGCCACUGGCAGGGUGGCAGCAUGAGCGUGGUCGGCCCGGGUGGCAGCCCUAUUGAGGGGCAGUGUGAUGGACACAAUGCAAGCGACAGACUUGCUGCAUCAACAGCAUCCCCAUUCCUGUUUUUUUUUGCUGCAGUGUGCCAUUUAUAAACCAUAAAUACCCCCCCUGGCCCCUAGUGCCUGCUCGCCAGGCCUCUACACUCACACGCCCUCAUACAGAGUGAGAAACAGAGAAAUAAAUAAAAUAAAAGAAAGAACAAGGAAAAACAAAGAGAGUGUGCCUUGUACGUGGUGCAGUGAAGCACAAGCCAUCCAGGUAAAAACAGAUCUCUCUCUUUCCUCUCUGUCUGUCGUCUUGUGCUGCCAACAACUCUUGCUGUUUUCAAUUAUCCCUAUUUAUUGCUCUCCAUAACCCUGUGUGCACUGUUGUUUUACCUGGAAUUGAAUAUGUGUGAAUGUAUCAAAUGCGAUAGUGGAAAAGAAUAUGUAAUAUAGUGAGCUCCAAAAGAAUUGGGACAGUGACACAUUUUGGGAGUUUGGCUCUGUACUCCAGCACUUUGGAAAUAUAAAUUAUACAAUGAGGCUAAAUUUCAGACCGUCAGCUUUAAUUGUAGGGUAUUUUCAUCCAUAUAGGGUGAACCGUUUAGAAAUUACAGCACUUUUUGUGAAUAGUCUCCACCAUUUUAGGGCCACCAAAAGUAUUGGGACAAAUUGACUUAUGUGUAAUAAAGUAGUAAAAAGGGAAAAAUCUGGUCCAAUAUUCAUAACACGCAAUAAAUGUGAAUAAACAUUUGUUGGAUACAUUUUCUGUUUGUUUUGGUUGUGUUUCAGAUGAUUUUGUGCCCAAUAGAAAUGAAUGGUAAAUAAUGUAUUGUGUCAUUUUGGAGUCACUUUUAUUGAAAUUAUAAUAGAAUAUCUUUCUUAACGCUUCAACAUGAAUGUGGAUGCUACCAUGAUUAUGGAUGAUCCUGAAGUGUUUAGAAACAGAUUCUAUAGUUAUUUACAAUGAAAGUGACUCCAAAAUGACAAUACAUUAUUGGAGUAUUCGUGCACGCAAAAACUACAGUAUUUGAUUGCACUCGAAUGCCAAAUGUGGUACUGGACAACGCCAGAGGCUUGCUGAUCUUAUUGGCCAGACCUAAAGUGACUACGGCACAGACCACCUCGGACUUAGCUGUUAUAGUCCCUGUUAUAGUCCCUGUUGCCAUUGUGUUAAGUGACUGACUGUGUUUGGGAAUGUUUUGGAAUGUAGAGGUAAAAUGUCAGAGCAGCAGGGUGCACCGGAGCAGCUAGCAGCUGGGAAGAGCCAAGGAGGGGCAGGAGCCACCUAUAAGGUGGUGGUGUUUGAGUUCGAGAAUUUCCGUGGCAAGAAGGUGGAGCUGUCUGCAGAGUGUAAGGAUGUGAUUGAGAAGGAAUGUGAGAAGGUGGGAUCUGUCAUUGUGGAAUCUGGACCCUGGGUGGCGUUUGAGUGCCAGGCAUUUGGCGGGGAGCAGUUUGUCCUGGAGAAGGGCGAGUAUCCUCGUUGGAGCACCUGGACCAACAGCCAGACUAACAACUACCUGCUGUCCUUCAGGCCACUCCAAGUGGACAGUGCAGAUCACAAGCUCCACCUGUUUGACAAACCAGGUUACACAGGGAGGAAGAUGGAGAUUGUGGACGACGACAUCCCCAGCCUGUGGGUCCAUGGCUUCCAGGACUGUGUGGCCAGUGUAAAGGCUCUGAAUGGAACGUGGGUGGGCUACAUGUUCCCAGGCUACAGGGGUCGCCAGUAUGUCUUUGAGCUUGGAGACUACAAGCACUGGAACGACUGGGGAGCCACGGCGCCUCAGAUCCAGUCCGUCCGACGAGUGCGUGACAUGCAGUGGCACAAAAGGGGCUGCUUCACCGCCCCUGCCCCGCCCCCUGCCCCCACUCCUGCACCCAACCCCACACCCCCACCCACCGCUGGCACCAGCUGAAAGACAGUGGCUGUGGCCCCAGGCUCCCUAAGAAGCCAAACCCGGGCCCCCCAACCAUCCAGGGCUCCACUGAGUCUCUCCUCAUCACAGAGGGCCACCAAGAAACAACGAACUCGGAAGUGAAGUGACCAUCACGGACUUACCUAUGUGUCUGGAGUAGAAAUAAUAAAGGCUUUGACCCUGAUU